This is a messenger RNA of Cotesia glomerata, 2161 nucleotides long. Its product is annotated as aquaporin-like. Bases 194 to 1189 code for a protein of 331 amino acids. Gene Ontology annotation, cellular component: plasma membrane. NCBI's taxonomy places the organism in Eukaryota, Metazoa, Arthropoda, Insecta, Hymenoptera, Braconidae. The record is from RefSeq and is a predicted model, not a curated record. The transcript is spliced from 6 exons. Gene Ontology annotation, molecular function: water channel activity. Gene Ontology annotation, biological process: transmembrane transport.
UCUAGUCUCAAUCGAUUUGGAGUGCAUCUCACGCGGAUGUUCCGCGUCUUGUGACGUAUUUUAUAAAUAUCCACGGCAAACAAAUUAAAAGCAAGCUCACUAAAAAAGAUAAAUCGUGCCAAUAACACAAAACAAAAAUAGUUAUUAGUUAUCUCAUUCUUAUCAAAUAUAAUAAUAAUUAAUAAAAGUAAUAAUGGAAAAACUGAUUGAUGAUGAGGGAGAAAUAUAUAACUCAAUAUCACCCGAGGUAGCACCGGUCGCUGUGCAAAAGUCUGUUUUAAACGAGAUGGAGCCGAGCAACAUAUCGAUAGUGACGACAAAUGGUACCGCUGAUAGUAAUAUCGGAAAGUCUAAGACGACGAUAAGCUUGCCGUCUGCGGCCAAAUUUACUAAUGCUGCACAGAAAAAAGCUCCUUGGCUUAAAAGCUUGUUCCAAGAUGAGUGCUCUGCAUGGGAAACAACUAAAUGCGGCUUAGCCGAAUUAAUUGGAACGGCUGUACUGGUCUUUUUAGGAUGUAUGGGAUGUGUUGGGAGUAUGGGCACUCCACCUUCUUCACUUCAAGUAUCAUUUGCUUGGGGAAUUGUAGUUAUGAUUGUUGCACAGUCUAUUGGACACAUAAGCGGAGCUCAUAUUAACCCCGCUGUAACAGUAGGCGCAGUUGUUAUGGGAAAAAAAUCAUUGACUGGAGCGUGUGUUUAUUUCGUUGCCCAAUGCCUCGGCGCUAUAUUAGGCUACGGUUUACUCAAGGUUGUAACACCGUCGGACCUCCUUCUGGCUUCAUCAACGUCACCAGCAGAAACAUUCUGCAUUACCGAUCUCCACGGAAAAAUCCCAGUGAUCCAAGGACUUCUUGGAGAAAUAAUCGCGACGGCAGUCCUAAUGUUCAUGCUUUGUGCUAUGUGGGAUGAACGCAAUGCCAAUAAUACGGAUUCCGGAGUUAUCAAGUGCGGACUGACGAUCGCUGCUCUGUGUAUGGGGCUCGGUCCAUACACCGGAUGCAGUUUGAACCCCGCGAGGUCACUCGCUCCUGCGAUUUGGAAUAACUACUGGAACCACCACUGGAUCUUCUGGUUUGGACCCAUCGGAGGAUCUUUGCUCGCUUCUGUUUUGUACAGAUCAGUAUUUUCACUGCCUCAGUCCAGUUUACCAGAGUGUCAAUCCCUCAAUACUCAAAAGGCUGAGAUCUGAGCUCAAUCAAGGGUUGAGUGUACCAGUAUUGGGAAUUUGUGAUGAUAAAACUCUGAAAAAUUUUGUUUUUUACGAUGAGAUUUGAGAAGUACUGAUUAAGGGUAUUUUUAUAUGAGUGAGAUUUAAAAAAAAAUAAUUCUUCAGGAUUAGUACUCAGCAUUUUUGCAAGAAAAUUGAUGAUACUAUUAUUGAUCUCUAUUUGUUUUUUGUUAAAUUACAUUGAAUACUUUAGAUUUCAAGUCAGAUUGGAGUUGGUAUUUGACGAGAGAGGUAUCUAAAAAAUUUUUGUAAAGAAACGAUUACCUCAAAUUGGUGUCGACAUGAAAAAAAAAAAUUAAUGGAUGAAAAUAUUGUGUUUUUAUAAUUUUAAGAAAGCGGUACUUAAAUUGAUAAACAAAAUUUAUUUUAAAAGUCAAGGAAAUAUUUUAACUUUCAAUGACUUAAGUUCUUAUCUAAAUAUUAAAUGACUUAUUUUGAUAAGAUGUAAUUAAAAUUCACUUUAAUUGAUUAAUUGUAUAAAUUAUAAUAAUCAUCACAUGCCAAAAAUGUAAUUAUAUAGUGAUUGAAAUUGAUAAACUAAAAUCAUAAAUUAAAAAAAAAUCCUAUUUAUGGCAAAACAGAGAUUAUCUUUAGUUAAAUAAUAUUAAAUAAAAUCUUUAAGGAACCUUCCUUCAUAUUUAAUUUAUAUAAUCGAUAAGAUCAUUAAAUUCCAAUUAUUAAAGUUAGAAAUAAAAUUUAAUAAGUUAAUUAAUAAUGUAAUAGUACCUGUAAUUUAUGAUUAUAUGUUGUUAUUGUUUAAAGAAUAAUUGAUACUUAUAACUUAUAAGAUAAAAAAUGAUGCGAUAGAUAUUUAAAAAGAUGAACAUAUCGUUUAAGCAUAAGCUGGUCGACUGCUAAGUAAUAAAGUUAUAAGAUUUUAUAAGCAAUGUAAUUAAUAAUUAAUUAUUAAAUAUAUAUUUAAUAUUUUUUUUU